UCACUCCUUGUCCCUACCUAUAAAUCAAAGCCUUUAAGCAAAACCAAGUUUCACAAACUUAAGAUUAAUUCAUCUCCUUGUCCUACAAAAAAAAACAUGGUUCCAGCCCCCUCAUUCAAGUAUGUUCUCUUCUUUUGUUGUACUUUUGCCUUUAACUUGUUAUCCACUCCUGUCCGUGCCCUCAACAUAGGAGCUGAAACCACUGGAGUCGCUGUCUCUGUGGGCAAAGAGUGCAGUAGACAAUGUGAGUCAAGUUUCUGCUCAGUGCCUCCAUUAUUGAGAUAUGGCAAGUACUGUGGACUUUUGUAUAGUGGAUGCCCUGGAGAAAGACCUUGUGAUGGCCUUGACGCUUGUUGUAUGAAGCAUGAUCAAUGUGUGUCAGCCAAAAACAAUGACUACCUAAGCCAAGAGUGCAGCCAAACAUUCAUAAAUUGUAUGAAUAACUUUAAGAACUCAAAGGCUCCUACAUUCAAAGGAAACACGUGCGAUGUGGAUGAUGUUAUUGAAGUUAUACAUGUUGUGAUGGAAGCUGCUUUACUGGCUGGAAGAGUUCUCCACAAGCCAUAGAGAGUAAUCUGCCACUCAAGUCUCAAGAAAGAAUAGAUAUUUUCUGACUCUUCUUCCUAUUGUUUUUAGUAAUUCCCUUACCAAAUUAAUCAAACUCCGAUGCUUUAUUUAUUCACACCAAUCCACUCUUUUACCACACUCUUGUUAUUACAUCAUGCUCACGCUUGAUGAUUAAAAAAAGAAGACAGAUCUAAAACAAGCAAAAGGCAUAAACCAUUUAUAAAGAAUCUUCAAAACAAUAUUGAAAAGAGUGUUUUGGUACC
Glycine soja is the source of this 830-nucleotide messenger RNA. RefSeq names its product phospholipase A2-alpha-like. Bases 97 to 567 code for a protein of 156 amino acids. The transcript has 4 exons. The record is from RefSeq and is a predicted model, not a curated record. NCBI's taxonomy places the organism in Eukaryota, Viridiplantae, Streptophyta, Magnoliopsida, Fabales, Fabaceae. Gene Ontology annotation, biological process: arachidonate secretion; phospholipid metabolic process; lipid catabolic process. Gene Ontology annotation, molecular function: A2-type glycerophospholipase activity; calcium ion binding.